Bubalus bubalis (water buffalo) is the source of this 2711-nucleotide messenger RNA. It is a transcript of the gene CLN6, whose product is annotated as CLN6 transmembrane ER protein. Lineage: Eukaryota; Metazoa; Chordata; Mammalia; Artiodactyla; Bovidae. The record is from RefSeq and is a predicted model, not a curated record. The transcript is spliced from 7 exons. The coding region runs from base 88 to 1107 and encodes 339 amino acids.
GUCCCGGGCCCCGCCGGCUCCACCCCCGGCCCGCGCCUCGGGGCCGGCGCUCUCCCUCUUGCCCGCCCCAGCCCGCCCCCGCGCUGGAUGUUCGCUUUCGCAGCCUUCGGCCAGCGGAACCUGUUUGCAGCUACCGGCAGCGGGGCGAAGGGCCUGGCCAGAAGGUUAGCCAUGGAGGCGGCGGCGCGGAGGAGGCACCCGGGAGCGGCGGGCGGCCCCGGCGCGCAGCCGGGCGCCUCCUUCCUGCAGGCCAGGCACAGCUCCGUCAAGGCUGACGAGGCUGCUGGCACGGCCCCCUUCCACCUUGACCUCUGGUUCUACUUCACGCUGCAGAACUGGGUUCUGGACUUUGGCCGCCCCAUAGCCAUGCUGGUGUUCCCUCUGGAGUGGUUUCCGCUCAACAAGCCCAGCGUGGGGGACUACUUCCACAUGGCCUACAACAUCAUCACGCCCUUCCUCCUGCUCCAGCUCAUCGAGCGGUGCCCCCGCACCUUGCCACGCUCCCUGAUCUACGUUAGCAUCAUCACCUUCAUCAUGGGGGCCAGCAUCCACCUGGUGGGUGACUCAGUGAACCACCGCCUGAUCUUCAGCGGCUACCAGAACCAUCUGUCGGUCCGUGAGAACCCCAUCAUCAAGAAUCUCAAACCAGAGACGCUGAUCGACUCCUUUGAGCUGCUCUACUACUACGAUGAGUACCUGGGCCACUCCAUGUGGUACAUCCCCUUCUUCCUCAUCCUCUUCAUGUACUUCAGCGGCUGCUUUACUCCCACCAAAGCUGAGAACUCAAUGCCAGGGGCAGCUCUGCUCCUGGUGGUGCCCAGCGGCCUGUACUACUGGUACCUGGUCACCGAGGGCCAAAUCUUCAUCCUCUUCAUCUUCACCUCCUUCGCCAUGCUGGCCCUCGUCCUGCACCAGAAGCGGAAGCGCCUCUUCCUCGACAGCAAUGGCCUCUUCCUCUUCUACUCCUUCGCCCUCACCCUCCUGCUUGUGGCGCUCUGGGUCGCCUGGCUGUGGAAUGACCCCGUCCUCAGGAAGAAGUACCCGGGCGUCAUCUAUGUCCCCGAGCCCUGGGCCUUCUACACCCUCCAUGUCAGCAGCCAACACUGAGUCCUGGGCACAGGCCCCUGGUGCUCUGUGGGUGGGAGAUGGAUGGUUGAUAGUGAGUGUCGGGAGUGUGUGCGUGUGUGCACCCACAGGAGAUGGACGGCCGAAGGUGAGUGUGUGGAGCAUGUGCAUGUGUGUGCACCCACUGGGGAUGGACGGCCGAAGGUGUAUGAGUGUGCAGUGUGUGCACCCACUGCAGAUGGACGGCUGAAGGUGUCUGAGUGUGCGGAGUGUGUGCCUGUGUCCACCCACUGGGGAUGGACAGCCGAAGGUGUCUGAGUGUGCGGAGUGUGUGCAUGUGUGCACCCACUGGAGAUGGAUGGCCGAAGGUGUCUAAGUGUGCAGUGUGUGCACCCACUGGGGAUGGACGGCCGAAGGUGUCUGAGUGUGUGGAGUGUGUGUGUGUGCACCCACAUGUGUGUAGCCCACAGCUGAGAGCGUGGGUGAGAGUAUGCCUGGUGCCUGUGGAUACGGGGAGGGGGGUGUGUGUGUGUGUGUGUAUGUAUGUAUGUGUAUAGGGGUGUGUGUGUGUGUGUGCGCACGCACACGCCCGGAGAGCAUCACUGUGAGACUGAAUUGUUUUGGUUAAGUUUCCAUUUGGUUUAGCUCUUUUUCGUAAUGGGAUAUAGUCUGAGGCAGUGUGUCCAGACCAGGAGCUGGGCCCGGCCUCCCAUGCACACUGGAGUCGGGCCUUCUCACUCACUGCUCAGGGCUGUCUCUUCCUCCUGGGUGUGUCCUGGUAGCCGUAGGGGAGAGGCCUGGGUGGGCAGAGGUCGGGAGGGAACUUAGCCUGUCACCUACCACCUGGCUCACUCCUCAGACCACCUGACCCUGAGGCCAGGUCGCAGGGGUUCCGUGAACUUGCUGUGUGCUCAUUUACAGUGCACCCCCUUCCCUGGGCCACGUUUGCAGCAGACGGGCUGACGGGUCCCAAGUUGGCUGACGGCUGGUUGCCGUCUCCUCUCAGGGCAGCCUUGGGAGGGGUGAAUGGUUCCUCCUUGCCCCUGCCUUCUUCAACCCUGGGAGGGGUACUUGUACCCCAGAUCCUCACCCCACUGCAGGCUGCUGGGGUGGGGAGCCAGAGCCAGCCCUCCCCCAACUGCCGGCCUGAUCUUAGGGUCUGGCAGUGGUCCUUCCCAGCCACCUUCUCUCCCGGGAACUCGGUCUCUGUCCCGCCUUCGGGAUCAUGGCACCCACUUCGUUCACCUGACCAAGGUUUCCGAGCAGCCGCUGAAGGCAGAGUUCUCAGGUACUUGCACUCACUAGAGGCAGACAUCGAGGGGCUGUCAGCAUGUCUCAGCCUGAAUCCAUGCCUGCCGCGAGUGGCCCUGCUCCCAGGAAAGGGGCCCUUAUUCUGGCAAGAUGCCCCCCCACCCCAGCACCGGGGCCAGGCACGCAGCCUUGCUUCCCAGCAUUGCUGGCCUGCAUGCGUGCGAGGGGCUCAGGGGGGCCUGCCUCGCCUUCCCUGCCCUCCCCUCCUCUCCUGUGCUCUCAGGGACUCUGCCUCAAAUCCUCUUUUCAUGUAGGGGUCCCCCCAGCCCCGGUCAGUCCCUGUCUGCUGGCAGCAUCGGGGGUGAGCAGUGUGAAUAAAGCCAGUGUGGAGCCAA